AUGCGCAGCAAUGAGGACACGGCCGGAGUGGAGGUCUCGUCGGCUGCGCCUCAGCUUACGGGCCGCCUGGUCUUGCGAAACACCUUCAUCGAGCUCGAGGACGAGGAUUCACCAGACUUCCCGUUCGGCCGAACCCGGGCAUGCAGCGACAGCUGCCUCUUCGACGCCACUACACCCAAGGCACCUCCGGACGAGGCCUCCCGCGGAGACCUGAACGUGUCCAUCGAGUUGACGGGAGCCAGUUGUCUCAACACGCCGAGAUCCGACGAGCCGGACAGCCCGGGUACCAAAGGAGUCCCAGCACCACCCUGGACCACCUCGCCGACCUCGCCCUUGCCCUGUCCUGACCUGCAGGUUCCGAAGUGUGCAAUCGGACAGCAAGCGGUCUCCAAAGAAGAUCUAGAUCGUUUAUCACAAGAGGUGUCCCAGCUGAUGAACCAGAACAACUUUCUGCGCCAUCAGAUCGUGACCGGCAAGGAGCCAGUGCCAGAGAUCAAUGGGAUGCAGGAAGUAAAUGCGAUUCCUUGGAUGGCUUACGUCCCAAUGGCAAGCGUUUCCGGCUAUGUGCAGGAGCCUUUGUCUCCUGGUCGAAGUGAAGCGGCCCAGGGUUCGAUGGAGUGGACGGAGAAUUCCACAGCAGCGGACUGUGGCACGUCGGUGAUGCUUCGGAAUCUGCCGAACAACUACACGAGAUCCAAGCUGUUGGAGAUGCUUGAUUCCGAAGGCUUCGCCGGGAAAUACAACUUUGUGUACUUGCCCAUUGACUUUCACACUCAGGCCAGCCUGGGUUAUGCUUUUGUGAACCUGGUGGACAGCUCCUACGUACCCCAGAUUCAGGAGAAGCUGACAGGCUUCAAGAAGUGGAAGGUGCCCAGCAAGAAAGUCUGCGAGGUGCGCCUUUGCGGGCCCUGGCCGGACUUGGAGGCCCACGUGGAAAGAUAUCGAAACAGCUCGGUCAUGCAUCCGAGCGUUCCGGAAGAGUUCAAGCCGGCUCUCUUCGAGAACGGCAAGCAAGUUCCCUUCCCGAAGCCGUCCAAGGUCCCGAAGCCUCCGCAGAUUCGAAAGUUGCCUGCUGGCCUGCUUGCGGAAGAAAAGCAGAAGGACGCACAGGCGCUCACACCGGGCCUGGUCCAGCGCAGCGGGAAUUUCUGA
Molecule: messenger RNA, 1152 nt
Organism: Symbiodinium necroappetens
Lineage: Eukaryota; Dinophyceae; Suessiales; Symbiodiniaceae
Source: the annotation of a GenBank genome assembly